Messenger RNA from Pomacea canaliculata, 1700 nucleotides. Its product is annotated as kunitz-type serine protease inhibitor 6-like. The record is from RefSeq and is a predicted model, not a curated record. The transcript is spliced from 9 exons. Gene Ontology annotation, molecular function: serine-type endopeptidase inhibitor activity. Lineage: Eukaryota; Metazoa; Mollusca; Gastropoda; Architaenioglossa; Ampullariidae. Bases 89 to 1342 code for a protein of 417 amino acids.
GCUGUUCAUUCACAGUCCACAGUCAGACCCAACAUCUCAUCCGAGAAUCAAGCUUGUAUCUUUCCUAACAGACAUCUUGUGUACAAAAAUGGCAUUGAAGCUCUUUGCCUGCCUGCUGGUACUCGGCAUUGCCAAUGAGGGUCACAGUGCUUGUACAGACCCCGCUAUCAUAGGGCCAUGUCGGGGGCAGUUUUACAGGUAUUUCUUCAACCAAAUAUCACAGUCAUGUGAGCUUUUCAUCUAUGGGGGCUGCGGGGCCAACGACAACAACUUCUUGACUCUGGAGGACUGUCAGACCGCUUGUCCUCCUGAAGCCAAGAGACAGGACGCCAUCAAUCCAGACUGCAACCUGCCCAGUGUCACUGGCUUUUGUGAGGCCUACAUGCCAAGGUAUUUCUACAACCCGGCAACCGGAGCCUGCGAGCGGUUUAUUUACGGAGGGUGCGGAGGCAACAAUAACAACUUCCUGAAUAAAACAGACUGUGAACAUGCUUGUAUCCCUCAGGCCAAGAGACAAGCCAGCCUCCCGCCAGCCUGCAGUCUGCCCAGUGAGACAGGUCCUUGUAAAGCCUACUUCCCCAGGUUUUACUUCAACACCAACACCGGGUCGUGCGAGCAGUUUAUCUACGGUGGUUGUGACGGCAACGACAACAACUACCUGACAGUAGAGGAUUGUCAAGCAACUUGUUUGGUGGCUAGAUACCAUGUCUCCUGCCACGAAACGGAAGAAAAGAAGGAGAAUACAAUGGUUCUUAAACUCUUCGUCUGCCUCGUGGUGCUUGGCCUUGCCAAUGAGGGUCACAGUGCUUGUACAGACCCCGCUAUCAUAGGGCCAUGUCGGGGGCAGUUUUACAGGUAUUUCUUCAACCCAGUAUCAGUGUCAUGUGAGCUUUUCAUCUAUGGGGGCUGCGGGGGCAACGACAACAACUUCGUGACUCUGGAGGAAUGUCAGACCGCUUGUCCUCCUGAAGCCAAGAGAGAGACUGCAACCUGCCCAAGUGAAAGUGGCCUCUGUAUGGCCUACUUCCCGAGAUACUUCUACAACCCGGCAACCGGAGCCUGCGAGCACUUUAUUUAUGGCGGGUGCAUGGGCAAUGCCAACAACUUCCUGUCUGUAGCAGACUGUGAAAAAGCUUGCAUCCCUCAGGCCAAGAGAGAAGUGGGUCUCUUGCCAGCCUGCAGUCUGCCCAGUGAGGCAGGUCCUUGUAAAGCCGCCAUACCCAGGUUUUUCUUCAACACCAACACCGGGUCGUGCAUGGAGUUUACCUACGGUGGUUGUGGUGGCAACGACAACAACUACGAGAGUUUAGCAGAUUGUCAAGCAACUUGUUUGAUCGCUUGAUCGCUCUGUACCUGUACACCAGGAGUUUGCUGACUUUAGUGACGGGUACAACCUUGACUAGGAGAUCGGAUGUCAUUUACCAUUUACUUGCGACUGCAAGAUUUGUAAAGUUACAAAUGUUUCUCAAAAAUUGUUUAUAUAAUAAAACUUACUUUGUGACUUGCAAGUGUAUGUGAAAUAUUUACCUGUAAUACAAUACAGCGAUGAUGUUCAACAAUGCGCAAAAGACUGAGUGUAGAAAAUGGAAGCACAGACACUCGAGUGAUAAUUCUUCAUGUUUCUUGGUUCUGAGGUCGAGAAGCGUUUGAAGAAAGUCGUUUGAUAUGAUUGGCAGCAUAAUAAAACAAUAAAUUUUAAA